UCUUCACCACCCUUUGUUCUAUUCCCAAUGUAAGAGAGAGAACAAGUAUUCCCAAUGUAAGAGAGAGAACAAGUAGAGAAUUGGAGAGAGAGAGAGAGAGAGAGAGAGAGAGAGAGAGAGAGCUGCUUCCAACAUCUCUUGUCUGGUAAAAACUCAUGAACCAUAAACAGAAAGAAAAAAGUUUAAAACACAAAACAAAAAAAGAUAAAAAAAAAAACCAUUCCUUGGAUUUGUGCUCUUGCAGAGUUCUUGAAUCUUUUUUGAAAACUUAUCUUGUCAGACACUUUUUCACUUUGUUAAGGAGGUGAAAAAAAAAGUUAAGCUUCAAGAAAAAAAAAGGUGUAAGCUUUUUCUAAACUGCAAAUGGGAAGAGACUGCCACAAACUCGGUGGUCACGGCGGCUGCGGCGGUGGAGCAACAAUCUCUUCCUCUAAUAAGUCGUCAAAUAAAAAAACAAAUGCAGCAAAUGGAUGCAUGGCUGCUUUCUAUCACUUAUUUGAUUUCCAGCAUUUCACUUCUCAUCAUCAUCAUCACCACCUAAACAUUGACUCUCCUUCAAGGUCAAAAGGAUUGAAGUUUACAGAAGAAUCUCCACCGUCAACAACUUACAAGGACAAACAAAGUUUGAACAUUCCAGUAAGCAUGCGAGUGAGAACAGAGACAGCGACAGUAAGUUCAAGACUCAGAGCUAUUGCGACCGAUACUUCAACUUCUUCAUCUGAAAUUUGCAACUCACCAGGGAGCAAAACACCAAACUUGGUGGCUAGACUAAUGGGUCUUGAUCUUCUUCCUGAUAAAACAAACCUUAACCAUUCUUCACCCACAAAUCUUCACACAAUGACCUACCCUGGAUCAAGCCGUCUCACAAGUUCCAAGAAAGGCACACGCUUGGGUACCAGAUCUUUACCGGAGAGCCCUAGAAUCUCCUCUGCUCGUAAAUCUGAUUUCGACAUUCAUCGUCUCUCUCUUCAGCUGAACAAGCAUGAAGAAUUUGGUUGUUCAAGGCUGAAAGUGAUGAAACAAGACCAGGAGGAGAAUCGGAGUCCCAGAGAUUACGCGAGACAGAUUGUGAAACAGAUCAAGGAGAGAGUCGUCACCAGAAGAGUCGUCGGUAUGGAUAUAACAAACUCGGUGAAGAACAGAGAGGCGAGACCAUGUAAUGAGCUUAGAAGAGACACGACAGUUUCUUACUCACCAAGAACAAGGUUUUCAGAUAAAGAGAACAGAACAAGCGCCGGGCUUAAACCAAACUCCUCAUCUUCUUUCAGACCAGAACAAACCACACAGAAGUCGAAGCCGACGCCGAAGCCGAAGCCAACGACGGUGAUACUAGUUCCAGUGUCGAAAGCCUCCAAAGAGAAACAGAACAAGAAAAGAGUAAAACAAAGGGAGCUUAGACCCAUAAGCCAAUGCAAGAAGGCGGAGAGUGAAACAAGAUUCUCUCCACGUCCCAUCAAGCCUUCUCCAACAGAAGAUAUUCGAAUAAAGCCGCAAGAGAGAUUCUUGUCUGAAUCAACAGACGCUAAAGCUAAGGUUUACAGUAAUCCUUUACAGAAGAAGAAGUUCAAGAAAACCCCAAAGUCAAGUGAUCUUGUCAACAUCUCUGCCACAGAACCUCCUCAGAAACAGAUCAACGAAACCGUAGGAGAAGGAACGAAAUCGAAUGAAGAAGCAUCGAUAUGCUCCAGUCUCAUGCACAAAAUCGAGGAGAUCAGUCCUCAAGUAGCGAAGAAUUUCAAAUUCGACGAUGCAGCCGCAGUUUCAGGAGUCGUAAUCGAUUCUGAACAAGACUACAUCACAAGAAUAAUGAAACUCGCGAGAAUCAACACUGACUUAGUCGUUUCCUCUGCAACAAUGCUCGAUCCUUCGAUUUUCCAGAAACUAGAGCACUCAGGAGAAAAUCAAUCGGGAUCGUUGGCUCUUAGAUGCAAUCGAAGGCUUUUGUUCGAUCUAUUCAACGAGAUUCUGAUGGAAACUGUGGAACGACGCCGUAACUAUCAUGUAUCGGAGCUUAUCGGCGAGCUCUGUUCCGAUGUAUCGGGAUUUAGCAGUAAGCGUUGUCCAGUUCCAGAAGAUGUCGCUUCAGUGGAAUUUGAUCGUCUUCUACAGACGAAGAAGCUUGAAGAGGAAGGAGAAGAAGAGAUCAUCGCGGAGAUUGAGCGGGACAUCAUAGACGCGCUCGUGGGAGAAACGGCGUCGGAGUUGGGAUAUUCACCGGGGAAGAAUCAAAAUGACGACGGAGGGCAACGGAGUUGUUGAGUGAUUUAGUUUAUGGGCCUAUAAGAUUAUAUAUAAUUUUCUUAAUUGGGCUGAUAAUAUGCGACGAGUUAAGUAUUAGAAUAGUGUCUUUAUUAGGCCAUUUGUAUGUUAAUCUUGUAAUUCCCAUAGGCCAUUGAUUUUUAUAUUUAUGAUGAUGAUAAUAUAAUAUAUGAAUCAUUAUACUUUCUUGGAUGAAAAAAUAGAUCAUUAUAUUUUUCUUUAGAAA
Messenger RNA from Thlaspi arvense, 2485 nucleotides. NCBI's taxonomy places the organism in Eukaryota, Viridiplantae, Streptophyta, Magnoliopsida, Brassicales, Brassicaceae. The record is from the annotation of a GenBank genome assembly.